Misgurnus anguillicaudatus (oriental weatherfish) is the source of this 3731-nucleotide messenger RNA. NCBI's taxonomy places the organism in Eukaryota, Metazoa, Chordata, Actinopteri, Cypriniformes, Cobitidae. The record is from RefSeq and is a predicted model, not a curated record.
AAGUCACACCCACCGUGAUAUUACACACUCUUGAGGUAAUAGUAACUGCAUAUCGUGCCAAACAUAGCGAGAUGUUGCUGUAUAUCCUGCUGUCCGCCUGUGUUGGCACUGUGCACCUGUAUUCUCAUGGAGUAGUCACUAGUGCUUGUUCAUCUAUGUCACCAAAUCAUGAUGGAGCCUCUGCUCAGACCAGCAGUCCUCCGUACACGGUUACCGCCGUGCCGACCAGCUUCAAGGAGGGCGAUGAAAUCACAGUAACACUACGUGCAGUAUCAGGAGAUUUUGAAGGCUUCAUGUUACAAGCACGUAGAGUGGAAACGAGCAUACCGAUCGGCACCUUCACUGUGACAAACACUGCAGAAGCACAAGGACUCAACUGCUCUGAAGUGGCUAAUAGUGCAGUUUCUCACAAAUCAGACAGUGAAAAAACUGAAAUUAUAGUUAAAUGGAAGGCCCCUACAUCUGGACCGCUCAGCAAUGUAGAGUUCCGUGCAACAUUUGUUAAAAAUAAAGCAACUUUUUGGGAAGGUGUGAAGAGCUCUGCGAUAACAUACACGGGCACAUCGACACCUGUUACUGCAGCCCCGACUGGACCUACAUCAAAUUCUGGUUGUGGGAAAAGCAAAGUCUGUUUCAGUCAGCCUGACAACUGCGACCCAACUACCAACACUGCCUGUCACUUUGUGUCGGUUCAGUCAUCCAGCCAGUCAGAAAUGCAGGUGCAAAUAGUCGGCCCGGGUAGCGGAUAUGUCGCAAUUGGGUUCUCCGAUGACAAAUCAAUGGGCAAUGAUGACAUCUAUAUAUGUGGUAAAGACAAGGAUGGCGUUCCCCAAGUGCAACGUGCAUUUUCCACCGGAAGAAGUGCUCCCAAUAUUCUCUCACUGGGGAAUGUCACUGAUAUCAAGACAUCGAUUACAAAUGGAGUGUUGAAUUGCUCUUUUACAUCUCGUAACGUCAUUAGCACAGCAAGCAGAGCGUCUGGCAGCCAGUACUACCUUAUGAUCGCUUCUGGACCCAGCAGUCAAGGUAGCAUCCAGGAACACACAAAGACAUUCGUCACCCAAGCCAAAGCUGAUUUAGUAAAUACGACAGUGAUCGGCAGUGAAUCAACACCGGUUACUGCAGCCCCGACCGGACCUACAUCAAAUUCUGGGUGUGGGAAAAGCAAAGUCUGUUUCAGUCAGCCUAACAACUGCGACCCAACUACCAACACUGCCUGUCACUUUGUGUCGGUUCAGUCAUCCAGCCAGUCAGAAAUGCAGGUGCAAAUAGUCGGCCCGGGUAGCGGAUAUGUCGCAAUUGGGUUCUCCGAUGACCAAUCAAUGGGCAAUGAUGACAUCUAUAUAUGUGGUAAAGACAAGGAUGGCGUUCCCCAAGUGCAACGUGCAUUUUCCACCGGAAGAAGUGCUCCCAAUAUUCUCUCACUGGGGAAUGUCACUGAUAUCAAGACAUCGAUUACAAAUGGAGUGUUGAAUUGCUCUUUUACGUCUCGUAACGUCAUUAGCACGGCAAGCAGAGCGUCUGGCAGCCAGUACUACCUUAUGAUCGCGUCUGGACCCGCCAGUCAAGGUAGCAUCCAGCAACACACCAAGACAUUCGUCACCCAAGCCAAAGCUAAUUUAGUAAAUACGACAGUGAUUGGCAGUGAAUCAACACCGGUUACAGCAGCCCCGACCGGACCUACAUCAAAUUCUGGGUGUGGGAAAAGCAAAGUCUGUUUCAGUCAGCCUGACAACUGCGACCCAACUACCAACACUGCCUGUCACUUUGUGUCGGUUCAGUCAUCCAGCCAGUCAGAAAUGCAGGUGCAAAUAGUCGGCCCGGGUAGCGGAUAUGUCGCGAUUGGGUUCUCCGAUGACCAAGCAAUGGGCAAUGAUGACAUCUAUAUAUGUGGUAAAGACAAGGAUGGCGUUCCCCAAGUGCAACAUGCAUUUUCCACCGGAAGAAAGGCUCCCAAUAUUGUCUCACUGGGGAAUAUCUCUGAUAUCAAGACAGCGAUUACAAAUGGAGUGUUCAAUUGCUCUUUUACGUCUCGUAACGUCAUCAGCACGGCAAGUAGAGCAGCGUCUGGCAGCCAGUACUACCUUAUGAUCGCGUCUGGACCCAGCAGUCAAGGUAGCAUCCUGGAACACACAAAAACAUUCGUCACCCAAGACAAAGCUGAUUUAUUAAAUCCAACAGUGAUCGGCAGUGAAGCUGAAGCAUAUCCGGCUAUUGUUAAAGCCCACGGUGCCCUGAUGCUGAUCGCCUGGAUGACCACAGGCAGUGUGGGUAUGCUCAUAGCGCGCUAUUUAAAGGCAGUCGGCAAAGGAAGAGGAUGUUGUGGUAAAGAUUUCUGGUUUUUGGCUCACGUGACUUUGAUGUCCCUGUCGAUUAUUGCCACAGCUAUUGCUUUUAUAAUCGUAUUUUCUUAUGCCCAAGAUUGGGCUGGGGGAGCUCAUCCGGUCCUGGGCUGUUUGGUGAUGAUUCUCUCUUUAAUUCAGCCUUUGGUGGCAGCUUUACGCUGUGAUCCCCAACACGAACAGAGAUUCAUCUUCAACUGGGCUCAUUCAUUCAACGCUCUGGCUAUCAAAGGUCUCGCAGUGGCAGCGAUCUUCACUGGUCUGGCACUUAUUGGAGACACACAGGGGUGGAUGCUGGGGGUUAUGGGAGGUUUUGUGGCAUGGGAGGCUCUGUUGUACAUCCUUCAAGAUUUGCACAUGCGCGCCAGGAAAAAAGAUUCUACCAUUUGCUCUUUUGGAAUGAUCAACACUGAAGUGAUCCUGCUUGUCGUGUAUAUUUUGGGAAACCUGGCCUUCUUGAUAGCACUUCUUGUUGGAAUCGGCAGAGCUUAAGAAAACUCAACAUGUCACAAACAACCUCGCUGGAUUAAAGCUAUUUUUGCUUUUUUAUUGUAUUUUUAUGAACAUUAUUAUGAACACAAGCUAUUUGUUGAUUUUCAUCUAAGCCUAAAACGUGUCAAUUUCUAUAGGUCAGUAUAAUAUUAACCAUUUGCAUGAUGCUUAUGUUUUUUAUUUUAUCAUUUGUCUGGGUUGAUACCAAUUAGUGAUUUUCUGUCAUCAGUGUGCUUUUGAGGAAGGGAAUGAAGUUUGUGUUGUUUUUGGAUGCCGUCUCUGCAAUGACUGCACUGAACUGAUAUGCUCUUUGAUAUGACGUACAAUAAUGAACAUUAAGAGACCAGUCAGGAAAUAAGUUCCCACAUUUAUUUUUUUAAGUUUGCUAAUUAUUUUGGUUUAGAGAGUGAGAAUUGAACUUAUGUAUUAACUUAUUAAUAGUAAUUGCAUCCAAUAUUUUUAUACAUACACUACCAAUACACUGCCAAUAUUGUUGUAUAAUGGAAAGCACUUUUUGUCAAAAGACUUGCAUCAGAAGAAGUCAUUGUUAUUUAAAAGGUUUUUAAUGUGAUCAAGUGUGACAAAACCAUAAAAGUAUAAUAAAAGAUGUUUUUGCUGGGUUAUUUUCAACCCAGUGUUGGGUCAUUUUUUUUAAAUUACCAAGAAAAUGUUUAUAUAUGACUCAACAAAGGUUUAAAACAACCCAGCAUAUCUUUAAUUCCAACCCAACAGGUUGGGGUUGUCACUCAUUGAAAAUAACCCAGCAUUUUUCUAUUAGGGUUUCUUAACAUUUUUACUGUAUUUUUUCAAACUGUGGUUUUGAGAAAUAAUCAAGAACUCAUAAACGGAUGUUUAUUUUUACAUGCUAUGAAAAAAUAAACUGAAAGUAUUUGUUUA